CCACGACUCAGCCUGUCCCUAGCUACCUGGACAAAGCGCUCGUGCCUCUCUCGCUCACAUUGGCCGGAGAAGACCUUCCUUUUUCAACGGUGGAUCCCGCGCGUGGUUUAAAGGAAACGCAAGACGAUGGCAGGUCCAUCUCCCUAUCAGUACCUUGACUCGCAGGAACAGUAUGCCGCCAUCCUCGACAAAUACGACACCUUCCUCUUUGACUGCGAUGGAGUCAUCUGGUCUGGCGAUGACCUUAUUCCAGGCGCAAAGUCAGUCCUCGCGAAGCUGAGAAAGCGUGGUAAGCAGGUUGUCUUUGUGACGAACAAUGCCAGCAAGAGCAGAAUGGCCUAUCUCAAAAAAUUCGAGAAGCUGACCAUUCAAGCCGAACUGUGCGAGGUGUUCUCAUCUUCAUAUGCGGCGGCGGUGUACAUCUCUAAGGUGCUUGACCUUCCAAAAGACCGCAAAGUUUAUGUUAUCGGCAUGGAGGGUAUUGAGGAGGAAUUGAAGGCGGUAGGGCUGGACUAUUGCGGAGGCACAGAUCCUGCCGACAAACAUUUUUUACCUUCCAUGGACUUCAGCCUGCUCAACUCUGAACGGUCUCUAGAUCACAGCGUCGGUGCGGUUCUCUGCGGGUUCGACAUGCACAUCAAUUAUCUCAAGCUCGCCAAAGCGUUCAAGUACAUUACGAGAGAUGGCGCAGAUGGCCCCGUCAGAGCAAAUGAGACAGGCGGUGGAUGCCACUUCCUCCUUACCAACGAUGACUCCACUUUCCCAGCUCGCGGCGGACCGUGGCCGGGCUCAGGAGCACUCAGCGCCCCGCUCCUCUUCGCGAGUGGACGUGCACCGAUCAUCAUCGGCAAGCCGAACAAGCCAAUGCUUGACUGCAUCGAGGCUGUUACGCACUUCGACAAAUCGAGGGCCAUCUUUGUUGGUGAUCGUCUCAAUACCGACAUCCAAUUCGGCAUCAAUGGCGGCAUCGACACCAUGCUGGUUCUCACUGGCAUCUCGAAACGUUCUGAAAUUGACGCGUCGGAUGCAAAGACAAUCCCGACCUACUGUGUGGACUCUUUAGGCAGCUUUGAUGUGUUGCAAUAGACUUCAUAGCAAUUUAUUGUAUGCUGGAAGACAU
This is a messenger RNA of Tilletiaria anomala UBC 951, 1120 nucleotides long. Its product is annotated as 2-phosphoglycolate phosphatase. The record is from RefSeq and is a predicted model, not a curated record. Lineage: Eukaryota; Fungi; Basidiomycota; Exobasidiomycetes; Georgefischeriales; Tilletiariaceae. Bases 127 to 1086 code for a protein of 319 amino acids. Gene Ontology annotation, molecular function: alkaline phosphatase activity; phosphoglycolate phosphatase activity. The transcript has 4 exons.